AUGUUUCCUACAUUCCCUCUAUCUCCACUAAUUUGGUCAUUCUCAUCUUCGGUAUCUUCCUCAGACGCUGACUGUGCAGAUGAAUGUUGGCCUUCCGAUCCGCAAGUCAUUCUGACCCUCAUUUCGCUACCAAACGAUGUGUCAUUUUCGUCUUCCCCCGUAACGGCUGAUUCGUCGCGCCUGCGAAGGUCUUUCACAUGGCGGGUCAAAAAAAUAAACCUUGCGCGUAGAAAAUAUACGCUGCCGUUUUCGAUCAGGCUCUCCUAUUUUAUUUGUCCUGGAACGUCAGCGGUUGCAGAUUACUACAACAACCAUGGGAAAAACUUGCGAAUGAUUGAUAUGUUCAGUGAAGACCCUGAUCGUUUCAAAAAAUUCAGUGUGUCACUGGAAAGUAACCAUGGAAAUCUGAUGUUGGAUUAUUCCAAAAAUAUAUUGGAUCAAACAACCAUGAGCAAGCUUCUGGAAUUGGCCAAAGCACGUAAAGUUAUUGAGAUGAGAGAUGCCAUGUUUAAUGGUGAUAAGAUCAACUUUACAGAAAGUCGGGCAGUCUUUCAUGUUGCCUUGCGUAAUCGAUCUGACAAACCCAUGCAUGUUGAAGGGACAGAUGUGAUGCCUGGCAUCAAAGCUGUCCUCCAACAUAUGAGAGAGUUCACUGACAGUGUCAUUCAAAAACAAUGGAAAGGUUACACAGGCAAACCAAUCACUGAUGUUGUCAAUAUCGGCAUUGGAGGCUCUGAUCUGGGUCCUUUAAUGGUCACUGAAGCCCUUCAACCCUAUCAGAUUGGUCCUAAUGUCCAUUUUGUCUCUAAUAUUGAUGGGACUCAUCUGGCUAAAACUCUGAAGAAAUUAGAUGCUGAAACUACUUUGUUCAUUAUUGCAUCAAAGACGUUCACAACUCAAGAAACUAUUACAAAUGCUAAUUCUGCUAAAGAAUGGUUUCUGGAACAUGUGAAGGAGACAAAUCAUGUGGCCAAACAUUUUGUGGCAUUAUCGACCAAUGCUAAAUUGGUUAAAGAUUUUGGAAUUGAUGAAAAAAAUAUGUUUGAAUUCUGGGAUUGGGUUGGUGGUAGAUAUUCUCUGUGGUCAGCUAUUGGUCUCUCUAUUGCUCUCUUCAUUGGAAUGGAUAAAUUUGAGGAGCUUCUUGCAGGAGCUCAUUUUAUGGACAAUCAUUUCUGUUCAGCUCCUUUGGAGAAAAAUAUGCCAGUGAUAUUGGCCCUGCUGGGUAUUUGGUACCACAAUUUCUUUAAUGCUGAAUCUCACUGUCUGCUGCCUUAUGAUCAGUACAUGCAUCGGUUUGCUGCCUACUUCCAACAAGGUGACAUGGAGAGCAAUGGGAAAUAUGUCACCCGUAGUGGAGAACGGGUCAAGUACUCCACUGGACCCAUUGUGUGGGGAGAACCUGGCACCAAUGGACAGCAUGCCUUUUACCAACUUAUUCAUCAAGGUACUCGGUUGAUUCCAUGUGAUUUCCUAAUGCCAGUUAAGACACAUAAUCCAAUUCAGAAUGGUUUACAUCAUGAGAUUCUCCAAGCCAAUUUCUUGGCUCAAACAAAGGCUUUGAUGAAAGGCAAAACUAAAGCCGAAGUUUUAGAAGAAUUGAAAAAAACAGGAGCUUCUGAAGAAAAGAUGAGCAUCAUUUCACCACACAAGGUAUUUGAAGGCAACAAGCCAACAAACUCCAUCUUAUUCACUCAACUGAAUCCAUUCAUGCUGGGAGCUUUAAUUGCAAUGUAUGAACACAAGAUUUUUGUACAAGGUACAAUCUGGGAUAUUAAUUCCUAUGACCAAUGGGGUGUUGAACUUGGCAAGACCUUUGCCAAAAUAAUUCAACCUGAACUUCGUAAGCAACCGGAAAUAAGUUGGUGCCUGUCUACUGCUUGCCUCCUGAUGAUUACAUCAAAAAUAUUUCUUGCCUUAGCAGCUAACAACUGUCAAGUUACCAGAAAGUCAAGCAAGAUGGUCUUUAAGAAGCCAUGUUAG
Messenger RNA from Acanthosepion pharaonis, 1980 nucleotides. The record is from the annotation of a GenBank genome assembly. Lineage: Eukaryota; Metazoa; Mollusca; Cephalopoda; Sepiida; Sepiidae.